This is a messenger RNA of Prionailurus viverrinus (fishing cat), 1934 nucleotides long. RefSeq names its product one cut homeobox 1 (gene ONECUT1). The transcript is spliced from 2 exons. The record is from RefSeq and is a predicted model, not a curated record. Gene Ontology annotation, molecular function: DNA-binding transcription factor activity, RNA polymerase II-specific; RNA polymerase II cis-regulatory region sequence-specific DNA binding. NCBI's taxonomy places the organism in Eukaryota, Metazoa, Chordata, Mammalia, Carnivora, Felidae. Bases 241 to 1638 code for a protein of 465 amino acids. Gene Ontology annotation, biological process: regulation of transcription by RNA polymerase II. Gene Ontology annotation, cellular component: nucleus.
GGCACGGAUCCUUUUUGGAAAUUAAUAUUUAAAAAAAAGCCGAGGACGCAGAGGGGAAGGUGGGGGCAAGAGGGAAGGCGAGACACUCAGAGAGGGAGACAGAGCCCCACACUGAGAGGAAGGAAGGCAGGCAGGCAACAGUCGCCGGCAGCCGAUGUGAAGACCGGACUGCGUGCGCCCUUCGCCGCCUUUGCCCGGCCUCAUCGAUGUUGUGUCCGCCGCCCGCUCGCCCGGAUCACGAUGAACGCGCAGUUGACCAUGGAGGCGAUCGGCGAGCUGCACGGGGUGAGCCAUGAGCCAGUGCCCGCUCCUGCCGACCUCCUGGGCGGCAGUCCCCACGCGCGAAGCUCCGUGGCGCACCGUGGCAGCCACUUGCCCCCCGCGCACCCUCGUUCCAUGGGCAUGGCGUCCUUGCUGGACGGCGGCGGCGGCGGCGGCGAUUACCACCACCACCACCGGGCCCCCGAGCACAGCCUGGCCGGCCCCCUGCACCCCACUAUGACCAUGGCCUGCGAGACUCCCCCAGGUAUGAGCAUGCCCACCACCUACACCACCUUAACCCCUCUGCAGCCGCUGCCGCCCAUCUCCACCGUCUCGGACAAGUUCCCCCACCAUCACCACCACCACCAUCACCACCACCACCCGCACCACCACCAGCGCCUGGCGGGCAACGUGAGCGGUAGCUUCACGCUCAUGCGGGACGAGCGCGGGCUGGCCUCCAUGAAUAACCUCUAUACCCCCUACCACAAGGACGUGGCCGGCAUGGGCCAGAGCCUCUCGCCCCUCUCCAGCUCCGGGCUCGGCGGCAUCCACAACUCCCAGCAAGGGCUCCCUCACUAUGCCCACCCGGGCGCCGCUAUGCCCACUGACAAGAUGCUCACCCCCAACGGCUUCGAAGCCCACCACCCGGCCAUGCUCGGCCGUCACGGGGAGCAGCACCUCACGCCCACCUCGGCUGGCAUGGUGCCCAUCAACGGCCUUCCUCCGCACCACCCUCACGCCCACCUGAACGCCCAGGGCCACGGGCAGCUCCUGGGCACGGCCCGGGAACCCAACCCUUCGGUGACCGGCGCACAGGUCAGCAAUGGAAGUAAUUCAGGGCAGAUGGAAGAGAUCAAUACCAAAGAGGUGGCGCAGCGUAUCACCACCGAGCUCAAGCGCUAUAGCAUCCCACAGGCCAUCUUCGCGCAGAGGGUGCUCUGCCGCUCCCAAGGGACCCUCUCGGACCUGCUGCGCAACCCCAAACCCUGGAGCAAACUCAAGUCCGGACGGGAGACCUUCAGGAGGAUGUGGAAGUGGCUGCAGGAGCCCGAGUUCCAGCGCAUGUCUGCGCUCCGCUUGGCAGCAUGCAAAAGGAAAGAACAAGAACAUGGGAAGGAUAGAGGCAACACACCCAAAAAGCCGAGGUUGGUCUUCACAGAUGUCCAGCGUCGAACUCUACAUGCAAUAUUCAAGGAAAAUAAGCGUCCAUCCAAAGAAUUGCAAAUCACUAUUUCCCAGCAGCUGGGGUUGGAGCUGAGCACGGUCAGCAAUUUCUUCAUGAACGCAAGGAGGAGGAGUCUGGACAAGUGGCAGGACGAGGGCAGCUCCAAUUCAGGCAACUCAUCUUCUUCAUCAAGCACUUGUACCAAAGCAUGAAGGAACACCCACAAACUAAACCUCGGUGGAAAAGCUUUAAAUAAAAAAAUUUUUAAAAGACCAGGACCUCAAGAUAGCAGGUUUAUACUUAGAAAUAUUUGAAGAAAAAAAAAGUGUUAUUUAUAGUCCAAAGAAACCAAAGACUUAGCUCACCUGCAUUCUGACUUUGUUCGGAGACACACACUUCAGCGGGGCAACGACUUGGCAAGAGAAAAUAUGAGCAGAAAAGCACCACUGGAUCUCACACCUUCAAUCCAUGAUCAUUCUCGCUGUGCUUGGCUGUUUUGUGGUUUGGA